AAAGUGAACAAUGAAGCCACCAUUUCUUUUGGUCCUUGUGGUCUGUUCUGUAUUCAGCACAAAUUUGAAGAUGGUGUCAAAGAGAAAUUCUGUGGAUGGCUGCAUUGACUGGUCAGUGGAUCUCAAGACAUACAUGGCUUUGGCAGGUGAACCAGUUCGAGUGAAAUGUGCCCUUUUCUACAGUUACAUUCGUACCAACUACAGCAUGGCCCAAAGCACUGGGCUCAGGCUUAUGUGGUACAAAAACAAAGGUGAUUUGGAAGAGCCCAUCAUAUUUUCAGAGGUCAGGAUGAGCAAAGAAGAAGAUUCAAUAUGGUUUCACUCAGCUGAGGCACAAGACAGUGGAUUUUACACUUGUGUUUUAAGAAACUCAACAUAUUGUAUGAAGGUGUCAAUGUCCUUGACUGUAGCAGAGAAUGAAUCAGGCCUGUGCUACAAUAGCAGAAUCCGCUAUUUAGAAAAAUCUGAAGUCACUAAAAGAAAGGAGAUCUCCUGUCCAGACAUGGAUGACUUUAAGAAGUCUGAUCAGGAGCCCGAUGUUGUCUGGUACAAGGAAUGCAAGCCAAAAAUGUGGAGAAGUAUAAUAAUACAGAAAGGAAAUGCUCUUCUAAUCCAGGAAGUUCAAGAAGAAGAUGGAGGAAAUUACACAUGUGAACUUAAGUAUGAAGGGAAACUUGUAAGACGAACAACUGAAUUGAAAGUUACAGCUUUACUCACAGACAAGCCUCCCAAGCCAUUGUUCCCCAUGGAGAAUCAGCCAAGUGUUAUAGAUGUCCAGCUGGGUAAGCCUCUGAAUAUCCCUUGCAAAGCAUUCUUUGGAUUCAGUGGAGAAUCUGGGCCAAUGAUCUACUGGAUGAAAGGGGAGAAGUUUAUUGAAGAACUGGCAGGCCACAUUAGAGAAGGAGAAAUAAGACUCCUCAAAGAGCAUCUUGGAGAAAAAGAAGUUGAGUUGGCACUCAUUUUUGAUUCAGUGGUGGAGGCUGACCUGGCUAAUUACACCUGCCAUGUAGAAAACCGAAAUGGACGGAAACACGCCAGUGUUCUUCUGCGUAAAAAGGAUUUAAUCUACAAAAUUGAGCUUGCAGGGGGCUUGGGAGCAAUCUUCCUCCUCUUUAUACUGCUGGUGAUCAUCUACAAAUGCUACAACAUUGAACUGAUGCUCUUCUAUAGACAGCGUUUUGGAGGUGAUGAAACUACUGAUGACAACAAGGAAUAUGAUGCCUAUCUGUCUUACACCAAAGUGGAUCAAGAUACUUUAGAUUGUGACAAUCCUGAAGAAGAGCAGUUUGCUCUUGAAAUACUGCCAGAUGUCCUGGAAAAACAUUAUGGAUACAAACUCUUCAUCCCAGAAAGGGAUCUCAUUCCAAGUGGAACAUACAUUGAAGAUCUCACAAGAUGUGUUGAGCAAAGCAGAAGACUUAUUAUCGUGCUAACUCCAGACUAUAUUCUCAGACGGGGAUGGAGUAUUUUCGAACUGGAAAGCAGACUCCAUAACAUGCUAGUCAGUGGAGAAAUCAAAGUGAUUUUGAUUGAGUGUACAGAGUUGAAAGGAAAGGUGAAUUGCCAGGAAGUGGAAUCCCUAAAGCGAAGCAUCAAACUUCUGUCCCUGAUCAAGUGGAAGGGACCCAAAAGCAGCAAAUUAAAUUCUAAGUUUUGGAAGCAUUUAAUAUAUGAAAUGCCUAUCAAGAAAAAAGAAAUGCUUUCUCGAUGCCAUGUUCUGGACUCUGCAGAACAAGGACUUUUCAGAGAACUCCAGCCUAUACCCUCAAUUGCCAUGACCAGUACGUCUGCCACUCUGGCAUCAUCUCAAGCUGAUCUCCCUGAUUUCCAUCAUUCAGAUGCAAUGCAAAUGAGGCACUGUUGCAGAGGCUAUAAACAUGAGAUGCCAACCACCACCUUGCCAGUACCUUCCUUAGACAACCAUCAUACUUACUGUAACUUGCCGCUGACACUACUCAAUGGACAGUUACCCCUUAAUAACACUCUGAAAGACACCCAGGAAUUUCCUAGAAACAAUUCCCUGCUACCUUUAUCAUCCAAAGAACUUAGCUUCACCAGUGAUAUUUGGUAGUGAAAAAUAUGAAAUCCUCCAAACAGC
Messenger RNA from Urocitellus parryii (Arctic ground squirrel), 2098 nucleotides. The record is from RefSeq and is a predicted model, not a curated record. Lineage: Eukaryota; Metazoa; Chordata; Mammalia; Rodentia; Sciuridae.